Molecule: messenger RNA, 2683 nt
Organism: Postia placenta MAD-698-R-SB12
Lineage: Eukaryota; Fungi; Basidiomycota; Agaricomycetes; Polyporales; Adustoporiaceae
Exons: 8
Coding region: 1-2562 (853 amino acids)
Biological process (GO): mitotic chromosome condensation
Cellular component (GO): condensin complex
Molecular function (GO): chromatin binding
Source: RefSeq, a predicted model, not a curated record
AUGCCCUCGACGCGUCCCUCCCGUGCCACCGCGCGAACGGCGAACGACGCGUAUUCCGAUGGCGGAGACACGGAUCCCGAGCAGGAGACGCCCAGACCAACCCACCGCACCAUGUCCAAAAAGCGCCUGAGCGAUGUCUACGGAGUAGACCACGACGACAGCUUUACUUCAGAAUCUGGACGUGCCCCACUCAAGUCGGUGAAUAUCAACGACGAUGCUGCGGAGAAGCGGAGGCGAAGAAAGAGCGCAAAGACUGCAGUGUCAAUGGUUUUAGUUGAUGGCGACCAAGCGGGACCGUCUUCGGAGGGGGGGCAAGGAGAAGGGCCACCCGAGGGGUCUAGUGCAGCCGCGCAGGCUAGACAGAAACAACAGCUUCUCUCUGUAGCACAGGCUCCAGUGAUCGACGUCCCACUCGAUGUUAUGAGCUCAAAUUUUGAAGAAUGGAUGAAGAUGGCCACAGACAAUAAAAUCAAUGCAGCCAAUUCAUGGAACUUUGCGCUUAUUGAUUACUUUCAUGAUAUGUCUCUACUGCGUAACAACACCGACAACUCGAUCAAUUUCCAACGAGCGUCGUGCACUCUUGAUGGCUGUGUCAAAAUUUGGACGAGCCGUGUGGACAGCGUUGGGACGGAGACCGGGAAACUUUUGAGCAACUUGGCCACCGAAGGCAAGACAGACGAUGAUUUAGAGGAGGGUGCAGAUGGUGACAACCUCGAUGGUCAGGACCCAAGUCAGGGGCAACGCAAGCGCAAAACCCACCGGGCAGAGUCGACGCUCGCUAAAUCUGCUGCGCAACUCCGCAACAAGAAGCUCGACCUCGAAUUCAGCGUGGACCCCUUAUUCCGGAAGACCUGCGCGGAUUUUGAUGAAGGUGGUGCACAGGGGUUGCUCAUGAACCAUCUCAGCCUCGGGGUUGGCUCUGAGGGCAGUUUGCGCGUUGUGUUUGAUGCUAGUGAUUCAAUGGGUAAAGGUGGUGAGGAUGAAGAUCCACUGGAGGAGCCGGAAGAUGAAGUGGACUUCAGCUACUUGCGAAAACAGUUUCUUCCUUCACUUGAAAUACUCAACGAGAAGGCCAUCUCUCACUCGUUAGAAGGAUUUUCUUUCUCCAAAGAUACCUUCUCAUUCGACGAUACCACCUUCUUCCGCGACGAUCCACCGAUUGUCCACAAUGUCGACGAUGACGACGACCCUGAACCAUUUGAUGACAAUGAUGCAAUCGUCGACGUGCAACUCAUGGACAUGGACGGCGAUGCAAAUGCACCCCCCGUAGAGGACUUCUUCGUCGGCGACCAGGCCGUGGGCGAUGAUUAUGUGGGCGACAAUUCGAGUCCAAGAGAUGAUUUCGACGCUGGAAGUCAGUCGGAGGACGCAGUCGCACCAGGAGGUGCUGGCGGUUCGAAUGAUUUCGUACCUUUCGACCCUCGUCGAGUUCCCAAUGAACGCGAUCUUGUCAUGGCCAUGACGGACAACGGCGAAGCUGGAGAUGGCCUGAUGAUGGACUACUUCGAUCAGACCUUCUUGAAGAACUGGGCCGGACCCGAACAUUGGAAGCUGCGCAAGGUGGUAAGAAGACCGGAUGCCCCUGAAGCAACGGCUCCGAAAGCUAAGCGGGAAAAGAAAGAAGCAUUCAAGAUAGACUUCCUGACGCCAUCGGCCAAGGACUCUAAAGCGCUAGCUAAGGAGUUGUUCGUGCCCGUGACUCGUGGUACGGGCAUCACUCUACCUGGACCAUCGUCACGCAAGGCGCCUGGUCGCAAAGGGUCCCGCGGUAAGAAGGCCAAGGAUACGGAGAUGGACAGACGUCAUGAUCAAACGCUGCCGGACGACAUGCAUUUCUCGAGCCGACAGCUUGUGACUCUGUUCCUUAAACCCAAAUUCUCGCUCAAGAUGCGUGGGCGUCGUGCUCGUCCAGGUCAGUCAGACGAGAUAGAUGAGAAUUUCUGGGCACAGGCGGCAGCAGAUCAAGCUGCAGGUCGUAGCGGGGAUGACGGUGAUGAAACCGCUAACGGAGGCGCUAUACCCUUCAAUACGCAGUUCUUUCACGACGACUAUGAUGAUGGACCCGGCUUUGACGAUGUUUUUGAUGGCGGGGAGCCUGGCGACAGUAUAGAACCCGGAGAGCAAGACUUGCUAGCGGCGACUCAGGGCCAGACUCGACGUGUACGGCCAGAGACCGUGAAUUAUGCCAAGAGAGCGAAGAGGGUGGACGUACGAAAGCUCAAAGAAAACAUCUGGAAAGGCCUUGACAUUGUCGUACCGCCGCCUCCCGACGAGGAUGAGGAUGCGAUGGAUACGGAUAGCCGAAUCGCAACGGAUCCUUCAGAGGCUCGGCAAUUUACAUCUGUUAUUACCGACCUGCAGAAGACAUACCCGAAGGAGAAGAUGGACGAGAUCAGCACAAGCUUUUGCUUCAUUUGUCUUCUGCACCUGGCGAACGAGCAGGGAUUGAAACUUGAGACCCAGAACGAGCCAACAAGUGAUACCCCGCGGCAGGAUAUGUCCGUAGGGCGAAUAUGGGACCUCAAGAUAUAUCGGGAUCCAGAUGCGACUGCUGCCUCAUAGCGCAUUGCACAUGGGUACAAGACGGAUGAACAUUAUUCAUAUUUUAUAUCCUCUUGGUUAUUGUAGUCCUUGAUGUUCUCGAUGCUCCGAUAAUUGUGCUAGAUGUGGGUCUUCAGCAGCC